Glossina fuscipes is the source of this 1874-nucleotide messenger RNA. It is a transcript of the gene DIP-gamma, whose product is annotated as lachesin. The transcript is spliced from 9 exons. The record is from RefSeq and is a predicted model, not a curated record. Gene Ontology annotation, cellular component: neuron projection. The coding region runs from base 190 to 1455 and encodes 421 amino acids. NCBI's taxonomy places the organism in Eukaryota, Metazoa, Arthropoda, Insecta, Diptera, Glossinidae.
CCAAAUCACACAUAUAUAAAGACUUAUAAGAAAUGGCAGCAUAUGAAAAACUUAAUGACACCGUAAUCCGUUAUUUACAAAUUUAGAAGAUACCUGUAUGUAGCUAAAGCACGUUUCACUUUGGUUAAGAAAAAGGAUUCAAUAAGACUACAGCGCCCUACCUUCUAUAAAUUUGAGUACAGUAAUAUCAUGGACAAAUUGCAAACCUGGUUUAUAGUAACAUUGUUUAUAGUUACGAAAUACCUACAGGCGAGAACACAAAACUUAAAUGAACAAAGUUCACAAUUGGAUCCCGAUCCGGAAUUUCUAGGAACUAUUAGUAAUGUUACCUUUCCAGCCGGUAGAGAAGCAAUAUUAACUUGUUCAGUUAGAAAUUUGGGAAAAAAUAAGGUUGGCUGGUUAAGAGCUUCAGACCAAACGGUUUUAGCUCUGCAGGGUCGUGUCGUUACUCACAAUGCCCGCAUUAGUGUCAUGCAUGACGAUAUGCACACUUGGAAAUUGAAAAUUAGUAAACUACGCGAAAGUGAUCGUGGCUGUUACAUGUGUCAAAUUAAUACCAGUCCCAUGAAAAAACAAAUCGGUUGUAUAGAUGUGCAAGUUCCUCCCGAUAUCAUUAACGAAGAGUCAUCCGCUGAUAUGGCUGUACAAGAAGGUGAAGAUGCCACGCUUACCUGCAAGGCAACAGGUAAUCCUCAGCCACGUGUCACCUGGCGUCGUGAAGAUGGCGAAAUGAUCUUAUUACGUAAAUCAGGCAGCCGGGAGCUAAUGAGAGUUGAAUCUUUUUUGGGUUCUUCGUUAAAAUUGAUGCGCUUGGAACGCCGCCAAAUGGGCGCUUAUCUAUGUAUUGCUUCAAACGAUGUCCCACCGGCCGUUAGCAAAAGGGUAUCUUUAAGUGUACAGUUUGCACCCAUGGUAAGAGCUCCAAGUCAGUUAUUAGGCACUCCGUUGGGUUCUGAUGUGCAACUCGAAUGCCAUGUUGAAGCUUCGCCGUCCCCUGUGUCGUAUUGGUUAAAGGGCGCUCGCGCGCCUAGCGGAUUUGCCAGUGUUUCAAAUAACAACUUAGAAGGUGGUCAGCCAGGCCCAGAAAUGCUGUUAGAUGGGCCUAAAUACGCUAUUACUGAGAAACGUGACGGUUAUCGUGGCGUUAUGUUACUAACAGUGCGCUCAUUUUCACCAUCCGAUGUUGGCACUUAUCAUUGUGUGAGCACAAAUUCCUUGGGUCGGGCUGAAGGUACUUUAAGGUUGUAUGAAAUCAAAUUACAUCCUGGCAUAUCUACCAUCAAUGAUGAUCAUCUAAACUUUAUAGGAGGUUUAGAGGAUUCAAAUCGUAAUUCUGCCUCAAAGACGCAACGAAUAAAUUAUUUAGUAUGUCUAUCCACGUACUUCUGUCUGACCACUAUAGUGUACUACAACUAUAUAUUAUUUAUGUCUAGUAAGCAAUUGCAACAAAGAUGAUGCAAAGCGUAUUAAGAAACACCUGCGUUAGCAAUGUUGUUGCUAUUCAUUCCAUAAAUGCAGCCCAAACGCGUGAUUUGUAAGAAAAGUAAGAGUAAUAAACAUUAUACAUAAUAUGACACUCUUUAUUCAAAGGCCUAUGAAAGGAAACGUUCGUAGGAUGAAAGCACUCUGAAGUGCCGCAAAAAUUUUACGGCUUUUUUCUGUCACAAUAAAAACAAAAGCAAAAAUGUGUAAAUGCAUGUUUCAUCUUUGAUUUAUUUAAUUGUCUAGUUCCUUUUUUUUUGGCAUUAUAAGAUAUUACAAUAUAUCUCCACACAUAUGAUAAGGCCAUAAUCAUUUGCUAAAAAUAAUUCAAUAAUAUCACUGGGAUACGUAUCAAAAAUAAAAAAAAAUAAAAUUUUUACUUACAUGCAUAC